Oppia nitens is the source of this 3590-nucleotide messenger RNA. RefSeq names its product ubiquitin carboxyl-terminal hydrolase 19-like. Gene Ontology annotation, molecular function: cysteine-type deubiquitinase activity. Lineage: Eukaryota; Metazoa; Arthropoda; Arachnida; Sarcoptiformes; Oppiidae. The coding region runs from base 353 to 3520 and encodes 1055 amino acids. The record is from RefSeq and is a predicted model, not a curated record. The transcript has 10 exons. Gene Ontology annotation, biological process: protein deubiquitination.
AACAUUAAAGCCAAUGUGUUGUGUAUUGUAUUGCUGUUUAUAUUUUACAUACAUUUAGUAUUAAUAAUAUAUUAAAUGACUCAACAAUUAUAAACAAUACAUACAAUAAUAGGGAUUAAUAAUUAACGAUUAAAAAAUCAAUUUUCAAAAAUCAAUAAUAAUAUUAACAGUCAUUCAGUUUCAUAGCAUCCGUUAAGUCCGCGAUAUAUCGUUGACCUCUUUUUUCUCGUGUGAGUACCGAUCGGUCAGUCGACUGACUGACUAACUGACUGACUGACUGUCCAUAUCGUAAGUGUUUGUGUGUUGUUUGAGUGGCCAAAGAUUGCCAUAUAAUCGGCGCAACAGUUGUGAGAUGAACAACAGUGACGAUAAAAAGACCGCAAAAAUAACAUCAUUGACCGCAGCCAACAAUGACCGCAAAUCGCGUACCAGCGGUCCGAUGACUAAACUCAAGCAAAAGACAAAGAGUGGCGGAGAAAAGUAUGCAACGAUGUCAUCGACGACAAUAAAGACGACAACAAUAUCGAUGGUCAGCGAUGAUGAUGAAGAAGAGUCGUAUGAGACGCGCGUCCAACGCAAGAAUGUGACCAAUAGUGGCAACAAUUGCGUGAAAACUAUUGCAAACAAUGUCUGCUCGACGACAACUGCUCAGACGAUUAUCACUAACGGCGGACACAAGUUUGCCGAUAAUAAUGUUGAUAAUAACGGUAUUGUAAAUGACCAACAAGUGGACGAUCCGAUGAACACCGACGACGACACUAUUGACGAAGCCUUUGCCAAUGGAAACGGUACUCAUUUGUUGCCAACCAUUACGAAGGUCGCCGACAUCAACGACAAUAAUGAUACCAAUUCGAUGUCAAUGGAUACGAACGGAUGGCCAUCGGAGGACAAUAUGACCGAUAAUGACCCGAACACUAAUCUAAUACUGAACGGUAGUACCGGAGAUCAAUUGACACCAAUCGAUGACAACAAUUACGAAAAUGAAGGCAAAGAAAAUGAAGAUAAAGUUAUGGACGAAGAAGUUGAAGAACAAGAGGACAACAACAAUAAGAAUAUUGUUGAUGUGUCCACCAAAAUACGUACCGACUUUACCGAGGUUGAGGAUAAAAUAGUUGUCUAUCUUUACACUAAAGUACAUAAGCGUAGAAUUAUUGACAUUAAAUACUUCAAAGAUGUCCUCCAAGUCCGCUAUAAGGGCCAAGAAUUUGAUCCGAUGGACAUUACUAACGACACCGAUGACAAUGUUGUUUACAAAUGGCGCAAAACAUUGCAUGGCCAAAUAGAGCCCGAAUUGUGUCAUCAUAAGGAGACAAAGGCUACAAUUGAGAUAACGGUAAUCAAAAAGGACAAGAAAUUCAAAUGGAAUGCAUUGGAGCGUACGGUUAGUUUGCCGUUCGGUCAGUCAAACGUUAAUCAAUACCGACCGGUGUCGUCGUCAUCGUCGUCCUCGUCGUCAAACAAGAACUAUACGAUUAACAAAGUGGACGACAAUACUUCAUCAACAGGUAUGGAACUGGUAUUAGCGCCCAAUUUCAAUGAAUCAGUCACCUCCUCAUUGUCAUCACCAGUGAUGCGCCCGAAACUGUUUGGUUUUACCGGACUCAAGAAUUUUGGAAAUACGUGUUUCAUGAACUCAGUUGUUCAGUGCCUUUCAAAUACCGAUCCAUUUAGGGAUUAUUUUACCUCUGGCGUUUACAUCGAUGAUAUUAAUACAACAAACCCGUUGGGCUCUGGCGGUGUUCUAUGCAAGACGUUUGCCGAAGUUAUGCGACAACUAUGGACCGGCACUGAGAUGUCGAUAGCGCCGUAUCGACUCAAGGAUCGUAUGGGCGAAAAGUGCGCCACUUUUUCGACUUAUAUGCAACAGGACGCCCAAGAAUUUUGCGCCUAUUUAUUGGAUGUUCUGCACGAAGAUCUUAAUAAGCGACGCGAAAGGCCUAAAGUUCCUAAAGAUGACGACAACAAUGCCAACGAAGAGGAUGAAGUCGACGAUCAAAUUCUGGCCGACGAGUCGUGGCACAGGUUUGGCCUAAGAAAUGACUCUAUAGUUACGCAACUAUUCUAUGGUCAAUAUAAGUCAAAGCUAGUCUGUCCUACCUGUUCAAAGAUUUCUGUAACCUUUGAUCCGUUUGUCUAUCUGUCGUUACCGUUGCCGAAACCGAAGGUCGAGUAUGAGGUAUACUUCUAUCGUCGGGAUUCCAAUGGAAUGGCCACUUCGAAACCCGUCAAAUAUACUAUAUUAUUAGCCAAAGACUCGCUCGUCCAGACCCUGUUGGACGAGAUCUCCCAAUUUACAGGAGUUAAGCCAUCAUCGUUACGUUGUCUACAAUCACAUCCCGACGGAUCACUAGAGAGAUUCUUGCAGCCAAUGUGGCCGCUUAAGAAACCGGAAACCGGUCGCACUUUGUUAGUGUUUGAGUUGAUGGCGGCUACCGAACCCAAUGAGAGUGUUUGCGAAUUUUUUGUUGUACAGCGCAUUCAAAUGCCAUUGUCUAAACCCGACACUUGUAGCUACUGUGAUAAGACAGACAGUUGGGGAGACAAUGAAGACCUGGAUCUUCAAUGGUGCGAAAAGUGCUACCGAGUUGUCUACUGUUCAAAAGACUGUCAGACCAGUCAUUGGGCAAAACAUAGUGUAUUCUGUGUGCCGAAGCCUCUAACCAUUGCCCAGCCAUUUGUGAUAACGGUACCGAAAUCACAGUUAACUUACCGUAAUUUGGUGUCCAUUAUAUAUUCAUACGCCCGCCAUUCUGUCGAAUUAAAUGAACCGUUAAAUUUAAACGAAUUUCCGAUACCAUCGCCGUUCGAGCUCAGGGUCUAUCGCGACUUAGCUAAAGGUGAUAAAGAGGAGCUGAUAGUACCCGCUUCUCAUACCGAUAACGACAAUGCCUUUGACAAUGUGUUGAACAUUGAAAACUACUACUGGAUAGCAAUGGAUUGGAAAAAUUCGCCCAAUUUUGGUGACAAUUGGCUUCAAGUGAAUCCAUUAGCCGGAAUCAACUGUAUAGUAGAUAUGUCGCACCGGAUACUGCAUAAUAACGAAGACAUUAAACUCGAAGACUGUCUUGAGUUGCAUACGAAACCAGAAGUUCUUACAUCAGAUAAUCCAUGGUAUUGUCCGAAAUGUAAAGAAGACAAACAGGCCAUCAAACAGAUAACACUGUGGCGUUUGCCUCAAAUACUUAUCAUCCAACUAAAGAGAUUCAGUUUUCGUAACAUAAUGUGGCGCGAAAAGCUUGACUCAAUGGUCAGUUAUCCGAUUCGUGGACUAGAUAUGAGUAAAUACUAUGUCCGCACCGGUAACGUUGCCGAUUGUAAUCCGAUUUACGAUUUGUAUGCUGUGAUCAAUCAUUAUGGCGGCCUAUUUGGCGGUCAUUACACGGCUGACUCACGAACCAGCAAUGGACACAUGAAUUUAGGUUGGCGCUCUUUUAAUGACUCCCACGUCGAAGCCAUCGAUGAAAAUUCAUUAGUUACCCGAAAUGCUUAUAUGCUUUUCUAUAAGUUACGCGAAAAUUGACUACAAAUUUGUUUAUUAUUAUUAUUAUUAAAUUGUAUUAUUACCGUAAGUUUGUUAUUGUAUAAUAACA